GCAGCGCCUGCCCUUCCAGAGUAGCCGGCAAAGGAUGGCCGAGAGCUCCAAACUCCAGCUUUUUGUCAAGGCGAGUGACGAUGGGGAGAGCAUCGGGCACUGCCCCUUCUGCCAGCGCCUCUUCAUGAUUCUGCUGCUCAAGGGGAUCCCCUUUACUCUGACCACAGUGGACAUGAAGAGGGCCCUGGAUGUGCUGAAGGAUUUUGCCCCAGGAGCCCAGCUGCCUGUGCUGCUAUAUAACGGGGAGCCCAAAACCGACACCAACAAGAUCGAGGAGUUCCUGGAGGAGACCCUGGGCCCCCCAAACUUCCCCAGUCUGGUUCCCCGGUACAAGGAGUCCAGCACGGCCGGGAAUGACAUCUUCCACAAGUUCUCUGUGUUCAUCAAGAACUCACUGCCGGCCCAGGACGAGGUGCUACAUAAGAACCUGCUGAAGGCCCUCCUGAAGCUGGACCGGUACCUGAGCACCCCCCUGGAGUACGAGCUCGUCCAGGACCCCGGCCUCACUGUCUCCCGCAGGAGGUUCCUGGACGGCGACCAGCUGACACUGGCCGACUGCAGCCUGCUGCCCAAACUGAACAUUGUCGAUAUCGUGUGCAAACACUACCGGCAGCUGGGGAUCCCCCAGGAGCUGCGCGGUGUCUGGCGCUACCUGGACAGCGCCGGCGAGGCCAAGGAGUUCAAAUCCAGCUGCCCCGACAGCAAGGAGAUCGUGCAGGCCUAUCGCACCGUGGUCAGGCCGCUCAAGUAGGCACAGCCUGACUCAGCCUGGCACUUCCCUAUGCCCACUGCUCACGCUGCCAGUGCUGGAGAGGGGCCUGGGGCUGCCCUGCCCGGCCUGGUCGUCCUUCAUCUCUCUGCUUUGCUGCCCAUGAAUGUCAGACAAAGGUUGAGGGAACCGGAGCCACUGCCCUUCUCACCGCUCCUGGGCUCGCAGCCUUGGGGCUAGGCCAGCCUGGACUCCUGUGGGGCAGAGGAAGCCACAUCCCCUUCACCAGUCAGGACUCUGCAGCAGAACAUGGGACAGGACGGGACCUCCUGGCUCCUCGAACCCAGUCGCUCUCCCCUUCCCAUACUUCUUGGGGGCAAGAGGGCUCAUUUGGCACCUCUUCCUCCCUCCUCCCAUGCAACCCUCAUUUCUCUCCUGCCGCCAGAGCCUCCUCCUGGCAGCCCAGCUAACUCUCUCCUUUCAGCUCCUGCUCCACCAGCUACAGAGAGGGCAGCCUCAGGCUCUGCCCUGGCAUGGCGUCAGGGCAGAGGGGCUCCAAGUACCAGCCGGGGGCCCUGUCACAGCUAGGAGCCAGUCCUGUCUAUAUGAUAGCACGGCCCGAGGGGACAGGAAUUGUAAAGCAGGAGUGGGGCAGACAGCAAACAUUGGGAAGGAGGCUUCCAAUGUCCCAGAGCUCAACCAGGGGCAGGGCAGGGCAGCUGGACCCAGCCUGUGAAGGGGGCCGGGCAGGGCAGAUGAGCCCGGGAGAGGUGAGGGGCAGAAAAGAGCAGUGGGGGCCCAGAAAGUUGCAUGACCAUCCCCUGCUGGACUCAGCCACACUCUCUCCAAGGGUGAUGCUGGCUACGCCCUGUUGGCACGCACAAUGUGUCCAGCACUAGCUCAGGUCUGGCUGCUUAGAAACAGGCCAGGCUGAGGCAGCGCCCCAGAAGCCAGCAGGGGAGACGGGGGCUGGAGCACCCACAGCAGCCCUGACAGCAGAUGUUCACCCCAGCAGACAAUCGGGUGGGGCAGGGGCUGGGCUGGUGCAGCCAUUGCAGGGAGCUUGUGUGGGCCUCACCACAGCCUUUGAAGAUCAGCGCAGGGCCCAGGAAGCCCUGCGUGGCUAGUCGGACUGCCGCAGCUGGGCUGUGGGCUGGUGACUCCUGCCUCCCAGCAUGCUCAGCCCAGUAGCCAGAAUGAGUUCAACCGGGAACGAGUCUGUCCCCUCCACAUUCUAUGGGGGAAGGGGGGGGACCUGUAUUAUGUCAGAGCAUUUAAAAAUCAAUAAAGAGGAAAGCAAACAGGUGCUGAUGUCAUGAAUGAACAGCCUGCUAUGGAGAUAAGGCAGGGCUCAAGGGCAGAUGCUCACCCCCCUCCACCCCAGCUCCAUUCUGCCACAGGGAGAGGGGAUGCCCACAAGGCGCUAGAUACACCUCCGCCUCCACAACAGCCCCGCAGAGACUUCAGACUCU
Messenger RNA from Chelonoidis abingdonii (Abingdon island giant tortoise), 2181 nucleotides. RefSeq names its product chloride intracellular channel 3 (gene CLIC3). The record is from RefSeq and is a predicted model, not a curated record. Lineage: Eukaryota; Metazoa; Chordata; Testudines; Testudinidae.